Messenger RNA from Gossypium raimondii (Peruvian cotton), 363 nucleotides. RefSeq lists its product as uncharacterized. The coding region runs from base 1 to 363 and encodes 120 amino acids. The transcript has a single exon. The record is from RefSeq and is a predicted model, not a curated record. Lineage: Eukaryota; Viridiplantae; Streptophyta; Magnoliopsida; Malvales; Malvaceae.
AUGGCUUAUGCUUUGAGGCAGCUCAAACCGUAUGUGUGUAACUAUCCUACGCAUGAUGUUGAAUUGGUUGCAACAUUUUUUGCUCUUAAAAUCUGGAGGCAUUACCUUUGUGAGGAGAAGUGUAUCAUCUAUACAUAUCAUAAGAGUCUUAAGUAUAUUCUUAACCAAAAUGAGUUGAACUUGAGACAGAGGAGUUGGAUAGAGCUACUAAAAGACUACGAUAGCACUAUUAAGUACCUUCCUGGUAAGGCUAAUACCGUGGUUGAUGCAUUGAAUAGAAAAGCAAUGGGUGAGUUAAGAGCAAUGUUUGCUAGGCUAAGUUUGUUUGAGGAUGGAGGCUUACUUGCAAAGUUACAAGUGUGA